This is a messenger RNA of Mytilus californianus (California mussel), 3248 nucleotides long. Its product is annotated as ectonucleoside triphosphate diphosphohydrolase 8-like. Gene Ontology annotation, biological process: nucleoside diphosphate catabolic process. The coding region runs from base 159 to 2009 and encodes 616 amino acids. Gene Ontology annotation, molecular function: GDP phosphatase activity; UDP phosphatase activity. The transcript is spliced from 12 exons. The record is from RefSeq and is a predicted model, not a curated record. Gene Ontology annotation, cellular component: plasma membrane. NCBI's taxonomy places the organism in Eukaryota, Metazoa, Mollusca, Bivalvia, Mytilida, Mytilidae.
UGUUGACGGAAGUUGGUUUAGUCACAUGGGUUAGAUCUUUUAUCUUCAUCUUCCUUGGACUGAAGAAGUAGUGUGUUGAAGUGGCUAAAUUAUGAAAAGUACUGACUGAAGUUUAAGUUGACAGUUUAUAUAAAGAGUGGCCAAACUAUUAAUAUACAAUGGAUAUAGAAGUCAAUGUCAGAAUCAAUCUUUCUAAAGUUGACCAAAGGGAAGUAACUCUGGUAGUACCAGAACAGACAACAGUUGGCAGUUUUAUCAGAAAAGUGUGUAGAGAAAAUGAUAUUCCUAUGAAAACCAGUUAUGUUUUGACAUUAUAUGAAUCGAGUGAACCAUUAAGAUGGUCUUCCAGACUCAAUAGCUGUCAUGUAAAUACUGGAAUCACUGUGGUGUUAGCUGAAAAUGAGGAUGAUGAAGACAUGAAUGAAAUAAGAACUGUACAUUGUAAUCUUUGGUGGCCAUUUGCCUUUAUAUGCUUCAUGAUUGGUAUAAUAGGAAUAACAGCAAUAGUGGUUGUGAAACACAUGCAGGAGCAGCCAGAAUAUGAGUAUGGUAUUGUAAUGGAUGCUGGAUCCUCCCACACCAAGCUGUUUAUUUAUAAAUGGGAUGGAGUGAAGGAGAAAAACACAGCUCUUGCAGAACAAAUACACACCUGUUCUGUUCCAGGUCAUGGAAUUUCAAGUUAUGAGGCCAAUCCUGAAGGACUAGCACCAGGUUUAAGACAUUGUUUGAGAGAAGCUGAGGGUACUGUACCUAAAGAAAAGCAAUCUUCUUCACCUGUUUACCUAGGAGCCACUGCAGGCAUGAGACUAAUUCAUGAGGUAAACAGUACAAUCACAGAUGAAAUCUUUAAGGUGGUAAGAAGCACUAUUGCCGAGUUUCCAUUCAAAUUCACAGACCCUAAUAAACAGGCCAGGAUAAUAACAGGGGCAGAAGAAGGACUUUAUUCCUGGGUUACUGCUAAUUAUCUCACUGGAAAAUUUGGAAUGGUCCAUCCUCUUAAAUUGAAAUCAGAAAAUAAAUGGAAUUUGGAGGGCCCAGGAGAUAAUACUUUAGGAGCCAUGGAUAUGGGAGGAGCCUCAACACAGAUGACCUUUAACCCUGGGUCUCAGGUUACUGUUCCCAUGGAGUAUAGUGGUGAUGUGAUAUUAUAUGGGAUUAACUAUACAGUCUAUACACACAGCUAUUUGUGUUUUGGUAUCAACGAAAUUGAAAGAAAAUACAAGGCACUGCUUGUAAAGAGUAACAAUUAUUCUAGUACCAUUCCUAAUCCCUGUGGCCCUACAGGUCAUACAACAGUAGAAACAUAUACUGAUGUGUUUGAAGCUCCUUGUACCAAGGCAGAUAAAACAUUUAUGGCAGAUGAUGGUGAAAAGAACAGAACAUAUGAGUUUAUUGGUUCCAGUAACAAUACACAGUGUUCUGCUAUGGUUGAUAGUCUGUUUAACUUUGGUGCUGGCUGUGGUUUCUCUGAGUGUUCCUUUAAUGGAACAUAUCAGGCACCUGUCCAUGGAGAAUUUUAUGCAUUUUCCAAUUACUUCUAUGAGAUGGAUUUCUUAAAUUUGACAAAGAAUUCUUCAGAAGUCAGUCUAUCAGAUUACACUUCAGAGUUGACCAGCUUAUGUAGCUCUCCUUGGUCCAAGGUUAAAAACAUGAAGGCUGCCAAUGCUGAGUUUUUACCAUGGUACUGUUUCCGUGGACACUAUAUACUCAGUUUGUUAACGUCAGGAUAUAAGUUUAAUGAUACAACAUGGAGAAAUAUUAGAUUUUUGAACAAGGUAAACAAUAAGACUGAGAUAGGGUGGAGUUUAGGAUUUAUGAUAAGUUCCAGUUCAUCAAUUCCAGCUACCAUUCCAGACAUUAUGAUAUCUAACUUAGCUUUUAUUAUGUUAUGUGUUUUGUUUAUUAUUUUCAUGAUAUUAGGUAUAGGGUUUAUAUUGCUGGGUGGUAAAUAUCAAAAAAUGAAACAAAGAGGAAUGUAUGAACGAUUAAAAAGUUAUGGUGCUGUAUAACAGUCAUUGUUGAUGUUUCUUAUGUCUGUGAUAUAUUCAUGUUAGUAUUUAUUGUGUAACAUCAUUGUAAUAUAGUGAGGAAUACAAUAAUGUUGUAUGUGAUGUGUCAGUAUUCUCAAUAAUAACAGUGAAAUUCAGAUACAGAGACAGAUUCUUCAGGUGGAUCCAUGUCAAUAUAAAAUGCAAUAAUCCCAUAUGAGAUUGUGAUUUGUUUAUUUUUGUUAGCCAUAUGUCAUGAUUUUCUCCCUUUUAUAGGCAGGAUUAUUGAUACUUCUGGAUUCAAGUAAAAGUCCUUGACUUUUUGCACUAAAUGCUCAUCCAAUCUACAAGAACAACUUUGUUCUUCUUCUAAAGCAGAUAUAUUCUGAAGGUGUAUCCAUCUAAUACCGAGCUCUUUGCCAGCUAUUUUUCAUCAGACCAAUGUUUAUAUGUUGAUUUUAAAAGACACUGUUACUUCUUUUGUGCCUGUUUACUAUAGCCACCUUUUAAACUCUGAAGGCUACUUUGUACAGCUGUGAACGUUUCUUUAUAUUACAGAGCUUGUUUUGGAGGUAUAAUUCCCAAUUUAGUGAAAUCUUGGAGUUAUUGAAGAUAUCAGACCAGAUAUUAUGCAAGCAAACUUCUCUGGUGUUUUUGGAAGUGAUUGUUUGGCUCUAUACACAGCUUUUCUCGCAGCAUUUGCUGUUGCAUAAGCUUUUAGUAACUUUUGUAAUGAUGGUGUCUGUAAACAUAUUGUUAAACAGUCUAAUCUUUUUCUUUUUCUAUUGUAUUCUUUCACAUGCUUUUUUUUUGGGCAGAAUGUCUUUCUCUAGGUUCGUUUUUCUUUUGCCUCCAGUAAUCCUUUUGCUUUUCUUUCUCUUUUCUAUUGUUGGCUUUACUAGUCAAGCUUGAAGUAAUUUUCCCCUUGUGCUUUUCUCUGUACUUUCUAUACCUCUAAAUAGAAAAGAAAUAGAAUAAAUAGAAAAGGACAGUACCAAACUAGUUAUACUGUGUUUGUAAGCAAGACACAAAAGUCGCCUGGAUGACAUAUUUUAAGAAAAUAAGUUGCCCAAAAUGAAGUUUGGAAGACUUAUUGUUUAUCCUUUUGAAAUCCCCCUUUAGGCCUCAAAAUUAACCAUGUGGGCCCCUUGUUUGAGUUUCAUUUGAUAAAUACAAAUAUUCAAAUCUAUAUAUCGAUGAUGAGGAGAACAUAAUAUUCUUAGAAAUUGACCCCAUAUACCCCAUUUUCUAGACCCCCCC